AUGAAGUUCCACACUCUGUGCCUCGCGCUGGCUUCGGCCAACACCGCUCUUGCUAAAGGCAGUCCCGCCAACGCCACUCUCGCUAACAACCUCUUGGGCAACUUGGCUGACUCGUGGAUCCGCAACAACGACGAGACCCAGAGGCCUUACUGGUACGGACGCGCUGUUGUCUUCGAGGGCUACGAGGCUGCCAUCGAGCUGGGCAAGAACGAGACCCUCGUCGAAUGGUACCGCGACCAGAUCGACCUUGUUGCUGCCCCCAACGGCACUAUCUACAACUUCGACCUGACCAAGCACUCCCUCGACAACUACCGCAUCGGUCUGAACCUUCUCUGGUGGUAUAGACGCACCGGUGAGGAGAAGUACAAAAAGGCUGCCGACUUUAUCCGUGACAGGAUCAACCAGCAGCCCAGGACCCCUACUGGCGGCUUCUGGCACCGAUCCCCCACCUACCCUGACCAGAUGUGGCUCGACGGCAUCUUCAUGACCGACUCCUUCUAUGCUGUUUGGACUUCUGAGUUCGACGCCAAGAACAACACCGCCUGGGACGACAUUGUUCUCCAGUGGGACAAGAUCCAGGAGGUCACCAUCAACAAGGAGACCGGCCUUCCCGUCCACGGCUUUGACGAGAGCAAGACCGCUGUAUGGGCCGACCCCAAGACCGGUGCCUCUCCCCUCGUCUGGAGCCGAGCUGUCGGCUGGUACUUCUGGUCCCUGAUCGAGGUCCUCGACGUCUUCCCCAAGUCGCACCCCGGCUACGCCCGUCUCCGCACCUACUACAAGGACCUCGCCUCCGCGCUUCUCCGCGCCCAGGGCGAAGAGAGCCAACUGUGGGAGAUCGUCAUGAACAAGGAGUACGAGGGCGCUGAGGGCAACUACGUCGAGAGUUCAGCCUCUGCCAUGUUCACCUACGGCUGGUUGGCCGGUCUGCGCCGCGGUCUCCUCGACGAGAAGACCUACGCCAAGCCCGCCGAGCAGGCCUACAAGCGCCUUUACACCGACUUUGUCACCAAGAACACGGACGGAACCAUCAACUGGGAGGGCACCGUCGAUGUUGGAUCCCUGAACAGUGAUGCGUCUUUCGAGUACUACACUGGUGUUGAGGUUGUUCCUAAUGAUACCCGUGGUGUUGGACCCUACAUGAUGGCUGUGUAUGAGUGGGAGCUUCGUAACAAAUAA
Messenger RNA from Fusarium sp. VM40, 1179 nucleotides. The record is from the annotation of a GenBank genome assembly. Lineage: Eukaryota; Fungi; Ascomycota; Sordariomycetes; Hypocreales; Nectriaceae.